CCGCUUCUCUUUUCAAACAAACGCACCACUUUCUCUCUCUAGAGUUUCUCUCUCUAACUCCUCCUUAUUUAUGUUUGGCAAACCCACUCACUCUUUCAUCAAACCCACUCAAAUUUCACUCUAAAAAUGUCAUCCUCAACAGCAACAUCAGCUCUCCUUCUCCUUUUCUGCACUUUCUGGGCCGUUGCUGUCAAUGGCGCUGGUCAUCAACAUGCAUCCGCCCCCGCACCCACUACGGCCGUGGAUUGUUCUACCUUGGUGCUGAGCAUGGCCGAUUGUUUGUCUUUUGUGUCGAAUGACAGUACCACUACUCAGCCAGAGAAAAGCUGCUGUACUGGUUUGCAAACUGUUCUGAAAACCGAUGCUCAGUGUCUUUGUGAGGCUUUCAAAAGUAGUGCUCAGUUGGGUAUUGUUUUGAAUGUCACAAAGGCUGUUUCUUUGCCUGCUGCUUGCAAACUUCAUGCUCCUUCUGUUUCCAAUUGUGGAUUGGCUUUAACUCCUGCUGGUGCUCCUGGUGUAUCUCCAUCUACUGCUGCUGCACCUGGUGUGUUCCCCGGCGCAAAUCAGCAAGCACCAUCACCAUCUCCGGGAGAAGGCGGCGCUCAUGGACUAACAAUCUCGGUUGGAUCUCUAGUCAUUGGCCUCAUAAUAGCAUCAUUCUCUACUAGCUGAAAAAAUUGUGGUGCCGUAGCAGAGUGGUCUGAGGAACUAAUUUAGUGUAGUUAAUAUUUCGGGUUCCUGAAUCUUUUGCACAGCUCUCUUUAUGAGAACGUGGCUGAAAGUAGAUAUGAAUUCAUUUUGUGGUUCCUUAAAACUUGUUUUGCGGUUUUGACAUCUUUAGAUGUUAUGUUAUAAAUUCAUGUUUGGGUA
This is a messenger RNA of Mercurialis annua (annual mercury), 870 nucleotides long. Its product is annotated as non-specific lipid transfer protein GPI-anchored 31-like. Bases 127 to 672 code for a protein of 181 amino acids. The transcript is spliced from 3 exons. Gene Ontology annotation, biological process: lipid transport. Lineage: Eukaryota; Viridiplantae; Streptophyta; Magnoliopsida; Malpighiales; Euphorbiaceae. Gene Ontology annotation, molecular function: lipid binding. The record is from RefSeq and is a predicted model, not a curated record.